AUGACAGCACAAUCAUCAAUACCUCUCAAAUGGCCUUCUUUGAUAGAAUUUCUACCAGUUGUCUUGGUUGGAAUCAUCAUAGAGUGGUGUUGGGCAGAUAGGAGUGGAUUUGCUCUGGCCCAAACUCCAGAAAUCAAUCAGUAUUUAGGAUUUAGGAUCAUCACUGAACAAAUUAAUGCUUCUUCUACAAUAGUUUCGAAUAUUUCAUCAUCAUCAAAUGAUUCGCUAAUAUGUCAUCCAAUAUUAUUGAGUCAAGGUUUUAAGAGUAACUUGGGGCUGUGUGAUGAUUAUUUUUCUUCCUAUAUUGUAAUGGGAACUAUUCUUUCAUGUUAUUCUAUUCUUUUGCUGAUAACAUUGAGUGGUCUGUUCUACAAAUUGAGGAAAUUAAAACAGGCUGAACAGUUCAAUCAUUUAAAGGUGAACUUUAUCAGUGCUAGAAAUCCUGUCCUUAUGAUUUGGGGUGCAGUAGUUGGCUGGUUGUAUACCUUAAUCAUGUCAUCGAGGGUAUUGAUAGGUCGUAAGAUAUUCCCCUGUUUUUUAUUUUCUCUAAUCUACUACUUGUCUGUACCUGGAUUGGCCAGCACUAUUAUCAUUAGAUGUGUUAGACUUAUAGCCCUAACAAAGUUGCACGAAUUGAAAGUUAGGAUUGGAAAACGUGAAAUGCUCCAAGAGAAGGAAGAAGGAAAAAUAAGUACAAUUCAAAUAACGAAUAAUAAGGAAGUGAAACAAUUUGAAAAUGAAAGUAAUAUCCAAAUUGUCAUUAAAAUGGCAGAAUCCUUUGAUAAUAUUAUGCCACCUCCUCCAAUCUAUAACAAACCUCUCUCCACUGACCUCUCCAAUACGACAACCACUGUGACAACAAUGACAACAAAUAGCCAAGAGGAGACAGACACCCACUCAACUAGAGAGCACAAUUCAUUUCAUAAUGAAGUUUGCGAAAUGAAUAAUCAUCAAAGAAGUAAUUCUGUCAUAUCCAAUGAAGGCUUACAACCAUCAUCUGUGAGUACCCCAAGCACUGUAAAUACUUUGGUUUCCUGUGGAAUGAGUGUUUCUCCAUCGAGAACCUAUUCUUCAGCAAAUGGUGUUCUACAUCUAAUACAAUCAAAUGAUGAAGAACCAUGUCAACAACAUUCUAUCAUUGUGGAUAUUACCAAAUUGCACGAAUUGGAUCUAAGUACUCGACAAAAUGAACCCAAACAAGCAGAUAAAUUCUAUGGUAAUGAAUUCAGAUUAUCUAAUGUAAAUUUUGAAAAUGGAAAAUUGUUGAGAUUGUUAAGAUUUCUAACAGGAUCCAAAUUCAUCUUGAUAUUUUACAUUCUCAUAUUGGGAACUCACACAUUGGUCUAUUUGAUUGUGGGAAUUGUUGAUUAUUUCAAUUACAAAAGUCCAGAUCCAAAACUCAACAGCAUCAAUAAGAAGAAUGCCUUUGUGGUGGAUACAUACCUAUUCUCCCCAAAUGGUUGUGGAACUGGAAGUUACAAUACUAAUUACUUCCUUGGAAUGUUAUCAGUGUAUGCUUCAUUUUCAGUCUUGUUGGCCAUAGUUGCCAUUGUAGUGAUGAAGAAGGAUGUUUGGCAAGUGAAGAGAGAAGUUGUACUAGUUGCCAUUAAUUGGAUUCUAUGUAUUGCAAUUUUUGGUAUUCCAAAUAUGUUCAGUAGUAUUACCACAUUGUAA
Messenger RNA from Naegleria gruberi, 1674 nucleotides. RefSeq lists its product as uncharacterized. The record is from RefSeq and is a predicted model, not a curated record. The transcript has a single exon. Lineage: Eukaryota; Heterolobosea; Eutetramitea; Acrasida; Naegleriidae. The coding region runs from base 1 to 1674 and encodes 557 amino acids.